UUUCCCAGCUGUUUUCCGUCAGCACUCGGCUCUUUCCGCCUGGGGCUUCGGGUAUUUCCGGCAGGCAAUUCGGGUGUUUUCGCCGCCAGCUUCGGGCGGACUCGGCGCUUGGCCGGCCUCGUUCCUUCCCUCCCCGCCGCCUGCCCCGGUAACGGUCGCUGGGAGUUUAAAUGAGCAGGGGCCGGGUCGGGCCGCGCCGCCGCCGGGACACGCACUGAGGCGGGGCCGGGGCCGCCCCGCUCCGGGCUCGGCGAGGAGGAGGAGGAGGAGGAGGCGGCGGAGAAGGAGGAGGCCGGGGAGAGCAGGAUGACGGUGCUACAGGAACCCGUCCAGGCUGCUAUAUGGCAAGCGCUUAACCACUAUGCUUACCGCGAUGCAGUGUUCCUUGCAGAAAGAUUGUAUGCAGAAGUACAUUCAGAAGAAGCACUGUUUUUACUGGCAACGUGUUACUACCGCUCAGGAAAGGCAUAUAAAGCAUACAGGCUCCUAAAGGGACACAGCUGUACUACCCCGCAAUGUAAAUACCUGCUUGCAAAAUGUUGUGUUGACCUCAGCAAGCUUGCAGAAGGAGAGCAGAUCUUAUCUGGUGGAGUCUUGAAUAAACAGAAAAGCCAUGAUGACAUUGUUAUGGAGUUUGGUGACUCUGCAUGCUUUACACUCUCCUUACUGGGACAUGUCUACUGCAAGACAGACCGGCUUGCCAAAGGAUCAGAAUGUUACCAAAAGAGCCUUAGUUUAAAUCCUUUCCUCUGGUCCCCUUUUGAAUCGCUAUGUGAAAUAGGUGAAAAACCAGACCCUGACCAAACGUUUAAAUUAACAUCUUUACAGAACUUCAGCAGCUGUCUGCCUAACACUUGCACAACGUUGGUAUCUAAUCACAACAUAUCCCAUAGGCAGCCUGAGACUGUCCUUAUGGAAACGCCACAAGACACAAUUGAGUUGAACAGAAUCAACCUAGAAUCCUCCAAUUCAAAAUAUUCCUCCUUGAACACGGAUUCUUCUAUGUCUUACAUUGACUCGGCUGUAAUUUCACCAGAUGCUGUCCCGCUCGGGUCAGGAACUGCCAUAUUGUCUAAACAGGCUCAAAAUAAACCAAAAACCGGGCGGAGUUUACUGGGGGGACCUGCAGCUUUGAGCCCUCUAACUCCAAGCUUUGGAAUUUUGCCACUAGAAACGCCAAGCCCUGGAGAUGGAUCGUAUUUACAAAACUACACAAACUCUUCCUCUGUAAUUGAUGUGCCAUCCACAGGAGCACCUUCGAAGAAGACUGUCAGCAGGAUAAGCCAAGCUGGAACAAAAUCUGUCUUCUCGCAGAGCGGCAAUAGCCGGGAAGUCACUCCAAUUCUUGUUGCACAAACGCAGAGCUCCGGCCCACAGACAAGUACAACACCUCAGGUAUUGAGCCCGACAAUUGCUGCUCCACCAAACGCACUGCCUCGAAGAAGCUCUCGCCUGUUUACUAGUGAUAGCUCUACAACAAAGGAAAAUAGCAAAAAAUUAAAAAUGAAGUUUCCACCUAAGAUUCCAAACAGAAAAACAAAAAGUAAAACAAAUAAGGGAGGAAUAACUCAACCAAACUUAAAUGAUGGUUUGGAAAUUACCAAACUGGACUCUUCCAUCAUUUCAGAAGGGAAAAUUUCCACUGUUGCACCACAGAUCCAGGCUUUUACGCUACAGAAGGCAGCAGCAGAAGGUUUGAUGAGCCUUCUUCGUGACAUGGGGAAAGGUUACUUAGCCUUGUGUUCGUACAACUGCAAAGAAGCGAUAAAUAUUUUAAGCCAUUUACCAUCCCACCACUACAACACUGGCUGGGUGCUGUGCCAAAUUGGGAGAGCUUACUUCGAACUCGCAGAGUAUAUGCAGGCUGAGAGAAUAUUUUCCGAAGUAAGGAGGAUUGAGAACUACAGAGUAGAAGGCAUGGAGAUCUAUUCGACUACGCUGUGGCACCUGCAGAAAGAUGUUGCGCUCUCAGUUCUCUCAAAGGAUUUGACGGACAUGGAUAAAAACUCACCGGAGGCUUGGUGUGCUGCAGGGAACUGUUUCAGCUUGCAACGAGAGCAUGACAUUGCAAUCAAGUUCUUCCAGCGAGCCAUUCAAGUUGAUCCCAACUAUGCUUAUGCCUACACCCUCUUGGGGCACGAAUUUGUGCUAACGGAAGAACUAGACAAAGCAUUAGCUUGUUUUAGAAAUGCAAUCAGAGUCAACCCUAGACACUAUAAUGCAUGGUAUGGGUUGGGAAUGAUUUAUUACAAACAGGAAAAAUUCAGUCUAGCAGAAAUGCAUUUCCAGAAAGCACUUGAUAUCAAUCCGCAGAGCUCAGUCUUACUGUGUCACAUUGGAGUAGUCCAGCAUGCACUGAAAAAAUCCGAAAAGGCUUUGGAUACUUUGAACAAAGCUAUUAACAUUGACCCCAAGAACCCGCUAUGCAAAUUCCAUAGAGCUUCUGUAUUAUUUGCGAAUGAAAAAUACAAGUCUGCUUUACAAGAACUUGAAGAACUGAAACAGAUUGUUCCCAAAGAGUCUCUUGUUUACUUUUUAAUAGGAAAGGUUUAUAAAAAACUGGGUCAAACGCAUUUGGCCCUAAUGAAUUUCUCAUGGGCAAUGGACUUAGAUCCCAAAGGAGCCAAUAACCAGAUUAAAGAGGCCAUCGAUAAACGUUACCUACCAGAUGAUGAGGAACCAAUAACCCAAGAAGAGCAAAUCAGUGAAUGUUACCCCUAUGAAUCAGUUGGCACAGACGAGUCCCAAGAGAGCAGCAUGACGGAUGCAGAUGACACGCAGCUCCACGCCGUUGAAAGCGAUGAAUUUUAACCUCCGAAAGCCAGUAUAUCUGGGCUUGAGCGUGAGACUGGUACUGUUGUGUUCUCCCCUUCCUUCGCAUCCUGGGUCUUCACGUCACUGAGCCAGCAUUGUCGUUGUUCUCCACUGACACCAUGAGUGCACCACUCAGACUGCAGCUGUACCCAGAGUUAAUGGCAGUGCAAUGUUCAGCUGCUGCUGACUCUGCCGAGUUGGCUCUUUUACGUUUAUGAAAGCGACUGAGGAGGAAAUGCUAUUUUUGGAACUCCCCUUUGCUGGAAAAAAAAAAAAAUAUCAUGGAAGAAAGACUUGUGGUUUGCUGUAACGAAGCCAGUAGAUGUGGGGAUAGUACUAAUGAAGCAGUGUCUUGUUCUUUUUCCAGAAAUGUGUCUUAGUUUGGUUCUUUCUUGGUAAGCAGAGUGCUG
Chroicocephalus ridibundus (black-headed gull) is the source of this 3224-nucleotide messenger RNA. It is a transcript of the gene CDC27, whose product is annotated as cell division cycle 27. Gene Ontology annotation, cellular component: anaphase-promoting complex; cytoplasm. Lineage: Eukaryota; Metazoa; Chordata; Aves; Charadriiformes; Laridae. Gene Ontology annotation, molecular function: protein binding. Gene Ontology annotation, biological process: anaphase-promoting complex-dependent catabolic process; metaphase/anaphase transition of mitotic cell cycle; cell division. The transcript has 19 exons. The record is from RefSeq and is a predicted model, not a curated record. Bases 307 to 2811 code for a protein of 834 amino acids.